UAUUACUACUGAAUUGCCUUUGAAUUUGAUUAUUAGUUAAUAAAACCGAGAUUAAAAGGGUUACAUAGUCUCACGGGAAAUAAAUAAAGAAGCACGAUACAAUCUUGCUCCAAUGAAGGGUUCUCGGUUUUCGAAAGGAGGCGUCCACGUGACAGAGCAAAGCAGCAACACACAGUUCCUUCUGGUUAAACACUCGGCGCUGUAGAACAAGCAGGGCAGAGACUCGUCGAGGGAAGAAAAAAGAUUUCCAAACUUGAACAUUCUCCUCGUUUUUCCCGACAUCGCACACGAUGGAAGGUUAUGCGCUGUCUGAAGAUGAGCUGUUUUCCUCCUGUCUUCACAACUUCACCUGGGAAAAUGCACACGACCAGUGUGCUGCCUUGGUUGGUGAAGACCAGCCUCUCUGCCCUGACCUUCCAGAACUUGACCUAUCAGAAUUAGAUGUCAGUGACCUGGAUGCAGAUAGUUUUCUGGGUGGACUCAAGUGGUACAGUGACCAAUCAGAAAUCAUUUCCAAUCAGUAUGGCAAUGAAGCAUCAAACCUGUUUGAGAAGAUAGAUGAUGAAAAUGAGGCCAACUUGCUGGCAGUGCUCACAGAGACCCUGGACAGCAUCCCGGUGGACGAGGACGGAUUGCCUUCCUUCGAGGCCCUGGCAGAUGGGGACGUGACCAAUGCCAGCGACCAGAGCUGUCCCUCCACGCCCGACGGCUCCCCCCCUACCCCGGAAACCGAGGAGCCGUCUCUGCUGAAGAAACUCCUGCUGGCACCUGCUAACUCACAGCUCAGCUAUAAUCAAUACACAGGUGGCAAGACACAAAACCAUGCAGCCAGCAACCACAGGAACAGACCAACACCUGCUGUCGUCAAGACGGAGAACCCCUGGACCUGCAAACCGAGGGGAGCCUGUUCGCAGCAGGCCAGGCCAGUGAGACGCCCCUGCACUGAGCUGCUCAAGUACCUCACGUCCGGCGCCGACGCCCUGCACACCGAAGCCUGCGAGGCCAAGAGCGCCCGGGGGGGCGGCGGCAGCCGAGACAAAAGCGGAGGUGUUUGCCCUUCCUCUUCCUCGUCUUCCGCCUCGCCGUCGUCAUCCUCCACCUCCUCCUUCUCCUCCCUGUCCUCCUCCUCCUCUUCCUCGUCCUCUUCCAAGAAGAAGCCGGCUCCCUCCUCCCUGUCGCUCCAGCCGCAGCCGCACCAGCCGCAGCAGCCGCAGCAGCAGCAGCAGCCAGCGCAGUCGCAGUCGCAGUCGCUGUCCCAGCCGCAGCAGCAGCCGCAGCCGCAGCCGCAGCAGCAGACCCAGCGAGCCAAACCAACCACCUUGCCACUUCCUUUGACCCCAGAGUCUCCAAAUGACCACAAGGGAUCACCAUUUGAGAACAAAUCCAUUGAACGCACAUUGAGUGUGGAGCUAUCUGGAACUCCAGGUCUGACACCACCGACCACGCCUCCUCACAAAGCCAGUCAAGAGAAUCCUUUCAAAACAUCGAUCAAAAGCAAGCUGUCCUCAUGCACCUCCUCGCCCCCGGCGAAAAAAGCCCGCCUGGAGGAGCCCCCCUCCUGCGCCCUGAAGAGGGGCCCCGAGCAGACUGAGCUGUACGCCCAGCUGAGCAAGGUGCCCGCCCUGCCCCUGGGGGGGCCGGAGGAGUGCAAGGGCAAGCGCGGCGCCCCCCGCGCUUUCGGCGACCACGACUAUUGCCAGUUCAUGAGCACAAAGCGCCACCUCUCCCUGGGCCUCCCGCUCGGCUGUCUGGACGGCAGGCACGCGGAAUGCUGGGACGCGACCGCGCCUCCUUCCUCCUCCUCCUCCUCCUUCUUCUCGUCUUCCGCCUCCUCAUCUUCCUCCCGCCCUUGCUCUCUGGCGGGACAGUUGCGGGGCGUUUCCUCUGUGGAGCACGAGCCCGCCCCGAACCGGGACGGGCAGCGCCAGGGUCAAGCUCCACAGGCCAGGCCGCCGGCCGACGGCGGCGAAUCUGGCAGGAGGAAGCCGCUCCGCGACCAAGAGAUCAGGGCGGAACUCAACAAGCACUUUGGUCACCCCAAGCAAGCCAUUUACAGCGAGGACAAGCCGGCGGGGGCCCCGGGGCCCGAGGAGAGCGACUCCGGGGACGAGUAUUACCGCAAGCUGCCGGGGUACGUGCACCCGGGCCUGCCCUUGGACGGCGUCCUGGAGGACAGCGAGGACGAGCACGAGCGCUUCCUCUUCCCCUGGGAGGGCUCCCACCUGGACCUGCUCCUGCAGGGCUCCCCGUCCUGCUCCCCGUCCAGCUGCUCCCCGUCGCGGAGCUCCGUCUCCCCGCCCGCCUCGCUCUUCUCCUCCUCCCAGCGCUUCCACUGGCCCAGCGCCGCCUCCCGGUCCCGGUCCCGGUCCGCGUCGUUCCGCCGGCGGCGCUCCCUCUCGCGGUCCCCCUUCUCCCGCUCGCGCUCCAGGUCCCCCUGCAGCCGCUCCGCUUCACGGUCUCCUCAGCAUGUGGACUCCAGCACGUGCAAGUCCAGGGCUCCCAAAAGCCCACACACACAGUCCAGGUCCCACUCUCGAUCCCCUUUCAGUCGCAGGCCAAGGUACGACAGCUACGAGGAAUACCAGCACGAGCGCCUCAAGAGGGAGGAGCACCGCCGCGACUACGAGAAGCGGGAGUUCGAGCGGGCCGAGCAGCGGGAGAGGCAGAGGCAAAAAGCAAUAGAGGAGAGACGGGUGGUGUAUGUGGGGAGGCUCCGAUCCGACAGCACUCGAACUGAGCUCAAGAGGCGCUUUGAAGUCUUUGGCGAAAUCGAGGAGUGCGCUGUAAACCUGAGAGACGACGGGGACAAUUUUGGCUUCAUCACCUACCGCUACACUUGUGACGCCUUCGCUGCUCUUGAGAACGGACACACCUUGCGCAGGUCUAAUGAGCCUCAGUUUGAGCUCUGCUUUGGUGGAAGAAAGCAGUUUUGCAAGUCAAAUUACACAGACUUGGACUCCCAUUCUGAUGACUUUGAUCCCGCCUCCACUAAAAGCAAGUAUGACUCCAUGGAUUUUGACAGCUUGCUACGGGAGGCCCAGCGCAGCCUGAGAAGGUAACCAGCGUCACACCUGCCAUCUACAGAGGGGAUUCGCUAUACCUCACAGAUGUUCCUUUGACUACGAGACUAACUACCAGAAGUUUUACACUCUAUGUAUGAAAAAAGAUAAUAUAUAAAUAAAAUAUAGAUAUAUAAAAGUAAAGUUUACAUGAACAUAGCUGCUGAAAAGCUGAAGGGAGAAGACAUUAUGAAUGGGGAUUCUCUUCCCAACUGGGCACAUUCACUCUGUGUGUGCUUUACCCUGUACUGUCUAAUGGAUAAUCUUCCUUGUUUUAAUACACUAGCGGUUCUUUUACUGGUGAAAACGUGCAGCUUGUUCAGUUAUUUUUGUUUGUUUGUUUGUUUGUUUGUUGUAUUUUUUUUAGUCUGAUGUUUGGAUGUGGUGUUACAUUAAUAAUAAGCAUUGGGGGAAAGGCUAUAUGUGGGUGUCCAAGAUUGAUUGUUGUCUACUUUUUGGCAAAACUGUAGUCACGUAUUUACAGAUAUUAUUAAAUGGAGUAUUUUUAUUUUGUGUACAUAUCUGACAAAGUUCUUUAUUUGUUACAGCUAUGCACUGUAAAAUGCAGCCUUCUUUUUAAAUGAUGCUGAAAUUUUCUUAAUUAAGAAUGUUGUAGUUAAAAUGACGUUUAAAAAAAAAAACACUGUACACCUGACGUUUAGAUGACGUGAUAUGAUUGUAAAAAUGCAUAUGAAGAUGGGCUGUUCUUUUGGGGAGCACCUGAACAGAUUUCUUUUUUAAAGUUUAUUUUGGUGAAACGAAUAUUGUUACCCAUGUAUAGUUUUAUCUGUUUUUAAAGUUUCUCAAUCAGUGUUUUCCUUAUACAACCAAUGUAAUAUACAUUUUUAACGUGUUUUUUCAUGAUUGUAUAUAAGAACUUCCUUUUGCAUUUUUUUUCUUAAUUCUAAAAUGAUCUAUAGCCAUCCCUUUUUUCAGUCGGAUUACUCAUUCUCACUGUACACCAAUGAUUUGUUUUUCUCAGACCACUUUUAUGGAAAACAGGCUCUUCUGUUAAACAGAACAUUAAUUUUCCCUAUUUUUUCUGAACACUAUUUAUCUAUUUAUUUGAAUUAAGAUAUUUAUACAGUCUCCAUCACACAUGGAGUAUGUACUGUAGCACACUAUUUAUUCAAUUAUUUAAUUUUGUUAAAUCAGUGGGGAAGGUGGGUACACAGUGAACUAAUGUUAUCAUUAAAAGAUUUUCUAAGCCUUUCAGAAAUAAUCAAAUGAUUUAAAUAAUUAUUCAACUUUAUAAAACAUGCUGCUCCUAGUUUGUGAUUUAUUUCAAUAAAACCUGCUGUCCCCUACUAUAAAAAAUUAAAUCCCAAGUCAUGUCUCAUUUUUCUAAUUAAAUCAUCAUAAAGCAAUAAAAUAAUUUAACAGGUACUUUACUGACCUAUUCUAAUCUGCAACUAUUCCACACAUGCUUGAUUAUGUGAAUGCCAAACAAAGGUUUACAUUUUUUUUCUUGGAUUUUUAAAUCUUGUAUUUGUUGUAAAAAUAAAUAAAUAAUUUAAAAAAGAAUAAUAAUAUACUAUUGACUCUUCAUAAUAAGAAUUGUUUGAAAAACAUAAAUAAGAAUAAUAAAAAAAAACAUUAAAAAGAAGCAAUAAAUUAUUUUUCAAAAAUUGUAUUUUAGCUCAUAAUGUUGUGUCGUUUUGGACCAGACUCAUUACCCAGCUGCUCACAGAAUGUCUACUCCUGGGUCUCAGCACACUAUCUUUUCCUGACUUUGGCUGGAUGAUAAUGAUGAUGAUGAUAAUAAUAAUAAUAAUAAUAAUAAUACAUAUUUAAACUGUGUAUUUUGUGAGUGCAUGUCAGAGAGAAAAAGAGACAGAUGUCACAAGUUAACUUUUGUACUUGUACUGUAUACUCAACAGUACUUUUCCUUUGUAAGCAAAGUCAGCAUAACUCCUAAAGCAAACCAAAUGCAUAUCUAACUAUACCUAUAUGCUGAUCUGCUGUACUGAGAAAAUAACGUACGGUAUAUUUUUGGCCCAUCUCCAUUUGCUGAGCUGUGAAGUGCAGAUACCAUGGCACCAUCAGAGUGGCCUGAAAGGUAACCUUGUGAUUUCUGGUUCAAUUAAGGUCCCAUUUAUACAGAGAACCAGGCAAUGACAAUACCAGCUAAUAUCAGACAAGGUGGACAUCUUUCGUCUUGAAGCUUGUUGUUCACUGGCCGGCUGUCGAGAAAUAUGGUUGCAUAGAUGAAACUGUUCAUUUUAAAGAGACAAAGUCAGUUAAAAUAAAAGAGGGGAAAAUUUUACCUGUUUAUAUCUUUUAUCUGUAUAGAGCGUGGGUAAUGGUGUCAUGUCCCAUUUGGUAUAUGUGGCUUUAAUCAUUGUAAUAUAAAAUCUGCUUUGUAAAUUGCCUAGAGUAGCAAUAUAAUAUAACUCCUGAUGAUUCUAAAUUUGAACUGCGUGGCAGACCUUUUAAUAAUGUGAAUUACAGAGGAAUAUGGCACUGCUUUAACGUUGUGGGUGAUCAUGUUUCUUUUGGAAGGACAAUACACGGGGAUUUGUGUUGUCUGUCUGUGUCCUAUCCACGUUGCCUUCUGCCAACUCCUUACCAAUGCCUUUGUGGUUCUACCUAUUGUAUGAAUUUCUUGUGAAUUUUAUUUUUUAUGUGCAAUUCUCAUCAGCGUCACCAAGCCAAUAAAGGGAAACAUUUCAAAGAAA
Messenger RNA from Anguilla anguilla (European eel), 5737 nucleotides. It is a transcript of the gene ppargc1a, whose product is annotated as peroxisome proliferator-activated receptor gamma, coactivator 1 alpha. Lineage: Eukaryota; Metazoa; Chordata; Actinopteri; Anguilliformes; Anguillidae. The coding region runs from base 291 to 3059 and encodes 922 amino acids. The record is from RefSeq and is a predicted model, not a curated record. The transcript is spliced from 13 exons. Gene Ontology annotation, biological process: positive regulation of transcription by RNA polymerase II. Gene Ontology annotation, molecular function: transcription factor binding; RNA binding. Gene Ontology annotation, cellular component: nucleus.